This is a messenger RNA of Cotesia congregata, 2469 nucleotides long. The record is from the annotation of a GenBank genome assembly. NCBI's taxonomy places the organism in Eukaryota, Metazoa, Arthropoda, Insecta, Hymenoptera, Braconidae.
AUGGAGUCUUGCAAAGAAGGAAAAGAUUUUGAGUAUGAACCAAGUCCGAAAAAUAAAAAAAGUUGGUCUGAACUUCGGGGUGUUGUUAGUGAAUUUAGGAGAAAAUUGUCGGGAGUUUCUGAUGGCUCUGUUCCUGAUCAUAUUACUUUUAGAUCGCUACCAGAUGGAAGGACAAGAAUAUAUUUUUUGGGCACUCCGAGUAAUGGUUGGGAAACAACGCUUUUGUUUGUUGACAUUGGUCAGUACGAGCAGUGUAAUGGAUGUAAAUUACACUGGCAACCUGUCAUUGAAGCCAAUUUCCAGAGCGUUUCAAGUGCCAACAGACUAUCAAAAGAAGAGCAGUUACUCUGGGAGAGGAAAAGACUGACCACCUGGGGAAUAACCUCUUACGAAAUCCACCUUGAAACCGGCAAGCUAGUAUUCCCCGCCGCAAGUAGCCUGUACCAAUGCAUAGACACGGGUUUCCUCCCGGGUCCCUUAUUCCCAUCCGAAUUACGAAUUCUCGCACCCGGCGCAAAACUGUGCCCCCAAAUCUGUCCUUGGAACAGCGCUCUGGUCGCCCAUACCUGUUCCGGCGACCUGUACCUCUCGCACUCCAUAACCGGAUGUUCCGUGCGCCUAACUUACGCGCGCAAGGGCGGAAAGAACCUAACCGAAGACCCCCUAACCGCCGGAACACCUUCUUACGUAAUGCAGGAAGAAUUCACGCGUUACACCGGGUACUGGUGGCAGCCGAAAUCCUCCGACGGAGUUUACCGAAUAGUCUACGAGGAGGUCGACGAGAGCGACGUUAAAAUCUUCUGCUUUCCUUCGUCAACCCUAAACUCGGGAGAAGUCGACGAGUUCCGGUUUCCGCGGGCGGGAACUUCGAAUGCCAAGAGUAAUUUAAAGAUGCUGCAAUUUCGGUUGACCGAUACCCAGCAAAUAGUCGAAAUAGAGACCCUAGAAUUGCAAUAUCCGCUGCACAUAAUGUUCCCGUGGAUGGAAUAUUUAGUCCGAGUUGGCUGGACGCCAGAUGGCAGCAACGUCUGGGUCCAAUUGCUGGACCGAAGACAGCAGAGGAUUGAGCUAGUGCUCCUCUCUGUUGACAACUUUUGCGAGCCUCCUCCCAACGUUUACAACUCGGAGAACCACUUCACACCCUCUUCAGCCAGUGUCCAGGUUAUUUACUCCGAGGAGAGCUCAAUUUGGAUCAACGUCAACGACCUGCUGUACUUCCUCCCGUCAGAUGACCCCACAGAGGUCAAGUUCAUCUGGGGAAGCGAAGAGUCCAAGUACAUGCACUUGUAUCUAAUAACUUCCAGCAUUGCUGGACUGAGCAAUGGAAUUGAGGAACCUCUUGACCGCCUGGACAGUGUUUACUUCCAACCAAGGGUCAUUUCCAAGGUCGCCAUCACCCAGGGCGACUGGCCGGUCCUGGGGAAGAAGAUCUGGGUGGACACCACCAAUUCAAUUGUAUACUUUGUGGGACUCAAAGAAGGACCCUUGGAGCAGCAUGCCUAUGCGGUGUCCCUCAGGAGGCCCCUGGAGGUUAGGUUGCUCACCAGACCAGGGCACAGUUACAACAGCAUAUGCUUCAAUAAGGAGUGCACCAUGAUGGUUGCUGUUUAUAGCUCUAUUAAGACUCUGCCAACCUGCCAGGUGUUUAGGAUUUCUCAGAGUGAUUGGACUGUGGAGAGCAUCAGUCUCACGCCUGUUGGGUACUUGUUGGAGCCUACUAAUUCGGAGAUUGAUCUACUCGCUCCGGUUAUUCAUGCGCAUAAAAUUAAUUCUGGGGAUACCAUUUAUUCUAUGGUCUUUAAGCCGCAUAAUUAUAGGCCCAGGGUUAAGUAUCCAGUUAUUUUGCAGGGGAUGCGACAUUUAAGAAUGCACAUGCUAGCGUCUCAAGGCUACUGCGUUGUUUUAAUAGACAACCGUGGAUCCCACUACCGCGGUUUGAUGUUCGAGAGUCACUUGAAGCGGCGAAUGGGAACUGUCGAAUUAAGUGAUCAGGUUGAGGUGCUAAAUUUGUUGGCCGAUAAAUUGGGAUACUUGGAUUUGAACCGGGUUGCUCUUCACGGAUGGUCUUACGGUGGUUAUUUGAGUUUGAUGGGAUUGAUUCAGUACCCGGAAGUAUUUAAGGUUGCUAUUGCCGGAGCACCAGUAACUUGCUGGAACCUCUACGACACAGGAUACACUGAGCGGUACAUGGACCACCCGGACAGCAAUUACCACGGUUACAUAAACAGCUCCGUCUUGACCUACGUCAAUAAAUUCCCCGAUGAAGAAAAUCGUUUGUUAAUAAUUCACGGAUUAAUUGAUGAAAAUGUUCACUUUUUUCACACAAGCGAAUUAAUUAAUGCGCUUAUCAAAACCGGUAAGCCUUAUCAAUUGCAAAUUUACCCGACAGAGAGGCACAGUCUUAGGAGUUUAGACGCAACGAGGCAUUACGAGACAACAUUGCUGUCUUUUUUACAAAAUCAUCUUUAA